Linum tenue is the source of this 507-nucleotide messenger RNA. Lineage: Eukaryota; Viridiplantae; Streptophyta; Magnoliopsida; Malpighiales; Linaceae. The record is from the annotation of a GenBank genome assembly.
CUCGUCGUACUCAUACUCGAACGAGAAAGUCGGGCUCGAAUUCAGGGUCGGAGCCCCGGUGAAACGGAGGCCGUUCCACGAUCCGAUUCGAGCCUGGAUCGUGGAGCCCCUCCGCACCAACACCUGAGGGUAGCCUUGCAUCUCGACCCCGACCCAAAAUUCUCCCUCGCCCGGGUCCUCCACGCUCCUCCACGACAUCAGGUUCCGGUCCAGACCGGAUCUCAGAUUUCUCCCCAAUUUCAUCCCCGGGAGCAGAGUAUUGGUGAGAAAGUCGAAGCUCUGCCACAGGAAGUUAUCCGGGUUCUCGUCGUUCGCGUCUCUGACAACCAAAUUGCCGGAAUCCAGGAGCUGGGCGACGACCCCAGUCGCCGGAGGCACUCUUCUGGUCACAUUAGAGGACCAGACGGCGAGGUUGUUGUUCCGGCCGCCGUCGGAGAGGACGAGGAUUCCUUCCCUGGUGAGGUUGAGGAACCCUCCGGUGUCGGAAAUCGGAGCUCCUCUGUUGGC